CAGCUUCAAGCUGGUGCCUCGUAUGACGAUAUCAAGGCAUCUGUCAAGGCUGCCGCAGAGGGUCCGAUGAAGGGCAUCCUUGCCUAUACCGAGGAUGAUGUAGUCUCAAGUGACUUUAUUGGCGACGCGCACACUUCGAUCUUCGAUGCUAAAGCUGGCAUCGCACUAACCGACAACUUCGUUAAGCUUGUAUCAUGGUAUGACAACGAAUGCGGGUAUUCCAACAAGGUCCUCAACUUGAUUGAACACAUGGAAGAACACUAA
Molecule: messenger RNA, 264 nt
Organism: Aureococcus anophagefferens
Lineage: Eukaryota; Pelagophyceae; Pelagomonadales; Pelagomonadaceae
Exons: 1
Molecular function (GO): oxidoreductase activity, acting on the aldehyde or oxo group of donors, NAD or NADP as acceptor
Source: RefSeq, a predicted model, not a curated record